This is a messenger RNA of Clunio marinus, 183 nucleotides long. The record is from the annotation of a GenBank genome assembly. NCBI's taxonomy places the organism in Eukaryota, Metazoa, Arthropoda, Insecta, Diptera, Chironomidae.
AUGCUGACCGAAAGUUCUAUUAUUUAUACAGAAUGUACACGUGAUUUGACGAGACGAGUUCAUUUCGAAAACAUUCGUGAAAGUCAGAGUGAUAACAAUUUCUUCUUACAAAACUCACAUAAGAAAGUUGUAGUCUAUAUUUGUACGAUUAAUUUAAGAAAGAACGCCCUGAAAAAUGUUUGA